AUGACCACCACUGCGAACCAACUCCCGACAUUCAACGCUGCUUCGACCGCUGAGGAGGUCGUCGACGCGCUUGCGAGUGAAAUACAGGGCAAGAAUGUGCUCGUCACCGGCACAUCGGUGGGCGGAAUUGGAUUCGAGACUGCACGGGCGAUUGCCAAAUUGCGUCUGUCCAAGGAGGCGAUUCAGAACGAGUUCCCCGCCACCGAGGUCCGCACGCUCGAGCUUGACCUGUCCUCGUUGGCGGCGGUACGCAAAGCAGCGGCGGAGGUCAAUGCAUAUCCCGAAUCCAUUCAUGUCGUUAUCAACAACGCCGCGGCAACUGAGACCGUUCAUGGGCUCACCGUCGACAACCUUGAAAUCCAGAUGGCUUCCGGACACAUUGCGCCGUUCCUCUUCACCAAGCUCAUCUUUUCAAAACUUCUUGCCUCUGCCGACGCCGCGCAAGGCUGGACACCCCGUGUCGUCUUCGUCUCGUCAAUUCAGCACAACGCUGGCGAUGGAGUGCCUCUUGAGAAGGAGGAGUUUAUGCGGGGGAACGGGGGCCCGGAUCCCAACCCCGCCGUCCGCAUGUUUGCGCGCUACGGAGCCGUCAAAAGCGCUAACGUGCUGACCGCAAGGGAAAUGGCCAGACGCGGGGGCAGCAAAGUGCGGGCGUAUAGUCUGCAUCCUGGUGCUAUUAUCACAAACGCGUUCAGCAAAGGCUUUAAGGACGCAUUGCAGCAGGUUGGGGUCAUCGACCACGAGGGAAAUCCGGGAACAGUGGUCUCAUUUAAGACGAUCCCACAGGGCGCCGCGACAACUGUGGUGGCAGCAUUCGAUCCUCGCAUUGCUAACCAUUCAGGCGCCUACCUGGAGGACGGCGUGCUCGCGGAACAUAAUGUCGCACCGCACAGUGCUGAUACGCGGCGGGCCAAAAAGCUGUGGGAGCUCACGGAGGAGGUAAUUGAUGAGAAGUUUGACCUGUAA
Molecule: messenger RNA, 966 nt
Organism: Mycena indigotica
Lineage: Eukaryota; Fungi; Basidiomycota; Agaricomycetes; Agaricales; Mycenaceae
Product: Short-chain dehydrogenase/reductase family protein
Exons: 8
Coding region: 1-966 (321 amino acids)
Source: RefSeq, a predicted model, not a curated record